Molecule: messenger RNA, 1570 nt
Organism: Psammomys obesus (fat sand rat)
Lineage: Eukaryota; Metazoa; Chordata; Mammalia; Rodentia; Muridae
Gene: Paip2
Product: poly(A) binding protein interacting protein 2
Exons: 5
Coding region: 243-617 (124 amino acids)
Biological process (GO): negative regulation of translational initiation
Cellular component (GO): cytoplasm
Molecular function (GO): mRNA regulatory element binding translation repressor activity
Source: RefSeq, a predicted model, not a curated record
ACUUCCGGGCUAGGCUGUUUGUUUGGACUGGAGAAGGGAGGCGGCGGGCGAAGCGCACGUCGAGCGGGGGAGCGGCGCUGCCUGUGGAGAUCCGCGGAGGCCGACAAGAUUCGUUGGCUGCCGUCCCCGCUGCCGUGCACUGGGGGAUGGGGGGAAUGGCGAUUCACUGUAAUGGUUAAAGGCUGUGCAUAUUGGUCCUUGAGAACUCAAUCUGAGGUUAAAAACGACAACGAACACCAACCAUGAAAGAUCCAAGUCGCAGCAGUACUAGCCCAAGCAUCAUCAAUGAAGAUGUGAUUAUUAACGGUCAUUCUCAUGAAGAUGAUAAUCCAUUUGCAGAGUACAUGUGGAUGGAAAAUGAAGAGGAAUUCAACAGACAAAUAGAAGAGGAGUUGUGGGAAGAAGAGUUUAUUGAACGCUGUUUCCAAGAAAUGCUGGAAGAGGAAGAAGAACAUGAAUGGUUUAUUCCAGCUCGAGAUCUCCCACAAACUAUGGACCAAAUCCAAGACCAGUUUAAUGACCUUGUUAUCAGUGAUGGCUCUUCUCUGGAAGAUCUUGUGGUCAAGAGCAAUCUGAAUCCAAAUGCAAAGGAGUUUGUUCCUGGGGUGAAGUACUAACAUGUUGACUAGCCGGGCCCUCUUUUGGUGGAUGUAGCACAAUUUCCACACUGUGAAGGCAGUAUUAGAAGACUUCAUUGUAAAAGCUCUCGUCACUGUGUUACACUUAUGCAUUGCCAAAGUUGUUGUUAGUCUUGCAUGCUUAAUAAAAGUGCUGAGACUGUUACUGAGAAGCUGUCACACAGUUACUGAAAGUACAAGUGGCCCUGUGGCUUCAUGUAAAGACAGCAAUGGAAGAAGCACCAGUCAACUGUGACAAAGAACCAAAUUAAAUAACCUCCAAAUCUCACUGAAUUGUCUGUCAUUGAGGCUGAACUGGUCCCUUAGGGUUAAUUGACACUUUCAAAUGUCUGCACUUUUUUAAAAAAAAAAAAAAAAAAAAGUAAAUGAGUAAGUUUAAAUUAGGUUCUGAUUGUUAAACAGAUUUCUCAGUUUCAUUUGUCCAUCAAAAAUAACCUUUUCUGAAGAAAGUCUGUUAACUUGAAGUAAGUCAUUUCACAAGAAUGUCUUUGACCAAGGUCAGAAGGUGGUGGUCAGCUAGGAGCUAGUCUAGCUUUUGCCUGGUGUAUCAGGAGUGCUGAGUUCUCCCAGUGUUAAACAUGAGGAGAUACGAUUUGAGGCUUGCAACUUCUGAGGAUUCACUGCAUUACAGCCAUACACGUGUGAAGUCUAACACAGGACCAACACCAGCCCAUAAUCCAACUGAAGAACUAAAAAGAUGGAAGCGUGGUUUUGAGUGGUGCUCUUCCUUGCUUUGUUAACCAUCAUGACUAUAGUCUGCAGCACAACUUUUCUUUUAACAAAGCUAGAACAGUUUUGGCUUCUUAAGCUUCAUAUUUGGGUAGGUUAAGCUGCCAUACGUGUUCAGUGUGAAUAGUGUUUAAGUUGAAAAUAUUGUAAAAAAAUUAUAUUUUUUCAAAAAUAUUUAAAAAAAUAAAUAAUAGUAGAACUGA